This is a messenger RNA of Aspergillus clavatus NRRL 1, 1095 nucleotides long. RefSeq lists its product as uncharacterized. The transcript is spliced from 2 exons. Lineage: Eukaryota; Fungi; Ascomycota; Eurotiomycetes; Eurotiales; Aspergillaceae. Bases 1 to 1095 code for a protein of 364 amino acids. The record is from RefSeq and is a predicted model, not a curated record.
AUGCGUAACUGCUGCCUUCUAUGUGGAAUCCCUACCAGAACGCUCAGCAAGGCCCGCAUUGGGGGGGUCGCCUCAGUGCGCAUCUUCUCCGAACGCGAAGAAUGGAGCAAAAGCUUCAAGGAAAAGGGCUACUACGUAGGAGACGUCAAAGAACUGCAGGACAUCUACUUUAAAAUACCCUGGAUAUGGACUCGGCUGUAUCGAGCAAUCCACAUUGGUCCGGGCAGCUUCCUGUCCGGCGUCGCUCUAUCGGGACCCUGGGAUGGAGGACGGGUCCAGGUUCCCUGGCAAAAGAAUGGGCUAUUACUGGGAGACCCGGCCCACAUGGACGGUAUAAGUUUCUACCAAGCAGAAACAGCCCACUGCAUCCAUGACCGAUGCUGGUCGCUCUUGGCCGGCUACAUGGAUGCGGAUUGUGUUCUAUCAAAUCUGUGGGAGUUUGAAAGAACCCUAUGUUGGACGACGGUCAGUUCAAAUAGUAAGCGUCAUAUACUGGAGGAGUGGCGCUGGAGCAGGCCGCCCAAAUGCUAUCGAGCGCUUUCACGCACUGAUCCCGGGGAAUAUGCGCGACUGUAUGCGGACGAGCUGGGAUGUUCAGAAAGGCGAUACGCCCCGCGCGAUCCGUACAACAUCCCCGAGCUCCUCGACCUCUUCGCCCAUCCGGAGCGACUCCAGCACGAGCUCAUCCGAAAGCCACCCCCAAGGAGGAUUCGAUAUUCUCGUCCCCGGCCACAACGCAGCCACGCCAUGACGCUGCGGUUCUCCGGUACCUUUGACGCCCGCGCCAUCCGCAUCCCGAGUGAUAUCCUCCUCAUGAUCCUGGACCUGCUGCCCACCUAUCACGACCUCCAGCGCUUCUUCUGGGUGUUCCCGCAGUGCCGAGAAUGGGUGCCCCUGUCGUUUUGGCGGAAGCGGUGCAUCAAGGAGUUUCUGCUCGUCGAGCCCCUCCCCGCUGCAGACGCGCUGGAUUGGCAUAUUCUCUACUUCUACGCUGAUACGUUGCUGGCCCACUCCCAUGGGUGGCAGCUUCGAAAGUAUAUCAUCGCUCGGCUGGAAAGCGCAUACAGAAGGCAUUCCAGCGUGUCUGCGGCCUAG